Molecule: messenger RNA, 378 nt
Organism: Epithele typhae
Lineage: Eukaryota; Fungi; Basidiomycota; Agaricomycetes; Polyporales; Epitheliaceae
Exons: 1
Source: RefSeq, a predicted model, not a curated record
CUGAUCGAGGUCGGUAUGACAUACGACAUUAUGUGCAUCUAUAUUCGCAACCUCCUGAAACGUAUGGAGAAGAACUUCCCCGCUGUUGUCCCCAUAAUCAAGAAGAUGUACUGCUGCCUGCCCGCCUUCCACGCGCACGGCCACCGCGACAUAUGCAAGACGGUCUAUUCGCUCGCACUCUCCUACGGUUUCGGGUUCCAGCAUGGCGAGCAAGUCGAGAGGCCAUGGAUCAAGAUGAACUUCGCCGGGCCCGCCACAAGUGAGAUGACGGCUGGAAACCGACACGACAAGCUCAACAUGACGUUCAACUUCUGGAACCUUUGCCAACGGCAGAAACAGCGUGAGCAAUAUCUUCGUAUCGGCGCGUGCCUAGGUUGA